GAUAGAGUGAGAGAAACUACUUAGAUUGGUUGAUUAUCAUCGAAAGCACAUCUUGUGGCAUCUAAACAGUUUUAAAUCAACAGUAAAAGUCAAUCUAAGAGUAAAAUUUAGAAGAAGAGGAAAAAGAAAAUAAUUUUAAAAGUGAACAAAAAAAAGAAAAUUCGAACUAAAAAAUUCGAAGUGACCACAAUGGAGGAUCAGGAUAUGGAUGGAUCGAUGUUUGUUGAAAAGUGCGGGAUCUUUGGUUGUAUAACUAACGGCGAUUGGCCUACGAACCUCGAUUGUGCUCACAUUAUUUGCCUGGGAUUGAUCGGUCUCCAGCACAGAGGUCAAGAAGCCGCUGGAAUAGUGACAUGUAAAUACGCCAGUGAACCUUUUUCCGUUCAUCGUGGAAUGGGUCUAGUGAGUCAAAUAUUCAAUGAGCCGAUAAUGUUAUCGCUUAAAGGUAACCUGGGAAUUGGACAUACUCGAUAUUCAACCAUGGGAGGUGCUGAUUCGGUUUCAUUGGCUCAACCCUUUGUGGUCCACACAAGUUAUGGGACCAUCGCUGUCGCUCAUAACGGCGAACUGGUCAAUUCAACUCCAUUAAGACAAACAAUCUUGGAAAACGGUGUUGGAUUAUCAACUGGAAGUGAUUCCGAGUUAAUCACUCAAUGUCUUUCAAUGCCUCCUCCGGCUGAAUUUGAAACUUUUAAACAAUCAUUGGUGAUCAUGGAUGAAGAUGAAGAUAAUCAAAAUAACGGUUACAUGACCAAUACCCUUGACAAAAAGACAACAACAACAACAACCACUGAUUUAAACAAUUUAGUUAAUCAAACGAAAACCAAAGUGAAGAAAAAAAAUUCAAUCAUUAACGAUGUUGAAAAAAGUGAAGAGGAAAUUUUAUCUCGAUUGAAACAUUUUGUCUCGUUAACACCUUUAUCCUAUUCGUUGAUCGUAAUGUACAACGAGUGUUUAUAUGCACUUCGAGAUCCAUUCGGUAAUCGGCCUUUGUCCCUUGGAAUGUUAAUCCCACCAACAGAUCGUAAUACUCGAGGAGUGUCCAAAGAUAUCCAACGAGCCGAAGGUUGGGUUGUUUCCAGCGAAUCGUGUUCAUUUCCGUCGAUAUGUGCAACCCUAUUUCGAGAUGUCGAACCGGGUGAGAUCGUUAAACUUGAACGUAACAAGGAGCCCAAAUCACUUUGUAUUAUCCCUCGUCCCGCGAAUCACGAUUAUCCGGCCUUUUGUAUCUUUGAAUAUGUUUACUUUGCCAAAGCCGAUUCCAUUAUCGAAGGUCAAAUGGUCUACACAGUCCGAGUCAAUUGUGGUCGUCAACUCGCUCGAGAAGCACCAAUUCUACUUGACCCUUCAAAAGAUUAUAUCGUUUCACCAGUGCCCGAAUCAUCAAAUCCAGCAGCUCUUGGAUUUGCUCUCGAGUCUGGUGUACCUUUUGUUGAAGUAUUUUGUAAAAAUCGUUACGUUGGACGGACAUUUAUCCAGCCGUCGACUCGAUUACGACGUCUUGGUGUGGCCAAAAAGUUUGGUCCGUUGGUUGAAAAUUUCAAAGGUAAAUCAAUCAUAUUGAUUGAUGAUUCAAUUGUUCGAGGAACAACAAUCGGUCAAUUGGUUCGUCUUCUUAAAGACGCUGGAGCGGACGAUGUCCACAUCCGUAUAGCCUCACCUCCCCUUCACUAUCCAUGUUACAUGGGGAUUAAUAUACCAACACGAGAAGAGUUGAUUGCUAAUCACUUGAAUGCUGAACAAUUAGCUAAUUCACUUGGUGCAGCUUCAUUAAAGUACUUGUCAGUUGAAGGGUUAAAAUUGUCCGUUCAAAAUGGUGUCCGUGAGCGGCAAAAGAUGACCAAUGAAUGUAAACCAAUCGGACAUUGUGUCGCAUGUUUAACUGGUGAAUAUCCGGUUCCGUUGGACUUUUAAAUUAACUUGAAAUCAAUUUAGUUUUAUCAUUGUUUACAUUAAUCAUCAAUCAUCAACCACCCAAUCAUCAUAAUCAUCAUCAUAAAUGUCACAAAAACAAAACUAAUUGAUCAACAAAUUAUGAGAGCUGAGCAAAUGACUUUAUAUACAAUUUGAUUGCAACAAUUAACUUUAAUUUCUCAGGUUAAUUUUUCGUUUCUUCUCCUUUCGACAAAUCUUUGGUUCUAAUAAUAACAUUUUAAAUUGUUUCGAUAACAUUGGAAACAAUUUAAAAAUCUUAAUCGUUUAAACAAAUCACAAAGCCAAAACUCCAACAACUAUAAUAAUCAGUUAAUCAUUUGUUUAUUUUUUUUACACAUGAUUAAUUAAUUUUAACUAGAAGUGAAAACUUUAUAUUAAUAUUAACUUUAUAUACAUUUUACAAUUUAAUUUUUUACACAAUUUGUGUGUUGAUUAUAAUUAAAAAUUUUAUCCCAAUUUACUCAAUGAUCAAUAAGGUAAAAUAAAAUGUGAUUAAAAAUAUUAUAUUGUAAAAAAAAAUGAUGAAACAAUUAAUAGAGUAAUAAAAUCUUAAUGUAUUUUAAUUUAA
Panonychus citri (citrus red mite) is the source of this 2503-nucleotide messenger RNA. Its product is annotated as amidophosphoribosyltransferase-like. The transcript has 6 exons. Gene Ontology annotation, biological process: purine nucleotide biosynthetic process; purine nucleobase biosynthetic process. The record is from RefSeq and is a predicted model, not a curated record. Bases 190 to 1914 code for a protein of 574 amino acids. NCBI's taxonomy places the organism in Eukaryota, Metazoa, Arthropoda, Arachnida, Trombidiformes, Tetranychidae. Gene Ontology annotation, molecular function: amidophosphoribosyltransferase activity.